CACACACACACACACACACAGAGCAGUGUUUACUUAUUUACGUUAACCUGAGCCGGUGCCUGCCAGCUGUCACUACCUCAAGCGUUUCAUUUCGUUUUCUAAAAGCUCAUGAUAUUUAAUCCAACCAUAAGAGCCAUAGCUCCAUGCUGGCUCUGGGUUCUGUGUGUAUGUGUGUGUAUUCCAGAGUUAGACUGUUUAACCAAGAGCCAUCAUGGAAGCUUCAGUUUCACUCACUACGAGAACAGCCAAUCAGAUUGAUCAGAACGCUGCGAUCCCAGGAGCAUGAGGAAGACCAGGCCUGUGUCUGACGGGGGUCCAAUGAGCAGUUUAUCCCCAAAGUUCAAACAGCAGGAGCCUCUCUUGUCUGUCACCUAUGGGAUAAUGAGCACCUUGCCCCCUCUGGACCCACCAUGCCCCUCUCCAACAACGAGCCCAUCUGCCCAAAGUUCCAGCCCAACAUCUUCGACCCCUCCCGCUGCCACGACUGCCUUCGCCAGAGACACCUGCACACCAGCUCAGGGGAGAGCCCCGAGGCGGCCCCUCAGCAGAAACCCUUGUCAAAGCCUGAAACUGGGACCAAAACUGGAACCGAUGUUGGGAUUGGAAGUGGGAUUGGGUCGGGCAGAGGAGUGUUUCUACUGACACCAAUCCCCUCCCAGGCAGAGGAAAGAGACACCAACAGCAGCAAGGAGGACUCUGACGGUCUAUCAGUGGUGAGUAGCUACUGUGAUGUCAAUGGAGGUCACGCGGGUUACGAUGAGACCUCUUUGUGCAUCCUGAGCCCAGACUGUGAGCUUUAUAUUUGUGACGGCGACGACGACCACAGCACAGACAGCUGUUGGGACCAAAGCGCAGAGUUCAGCAGUUCUGUUAGCGUUGAGGACGAGUACUUGGCUAUUCAACGCCGUCCCACCAAGUUCAGCAUGACCCGGCUUGACCCUCCACCUCACCGGCCCAACCCACGGGCCUGGAUGGAGGAGACUCGAGGCAGCAGCUUCCCUGGACGCUCAGGAUUAAAAGAAGAGAAGCGUGAAAGUGGCUACUACUCCCUAGGGAGGGCAGCAGGUGUUCGUUCCCUGUCUGAAUCAAGCCCAGCUUCUCCUUUUCGACACUUCGAAAGAGGUCAUCCCAUCUUUGGCCACAGGAACGUUGAGCCCAAAGAUACUGUCCCCUUCAGAAACCCAAAUCUCGGCGUGGCCUCCGAGAGGUUGAUACCAGAGGUUUAUGAUGAGGACUUACCUGAAGAAAUCCCUCCCCCUGACCCUUACGAAGUUGCGGUUGAAGUUGAGGCACAAGUUGGACCCCGAUCCCCGAGCCCUACCCCUUUUAAGAUAGCAGAGUCACUGGCCUCAAGUGGUCGAAAGGGUUCAAGUCGAGGAAAUCCUUCGUCUCAUAACAUCCCCUCUCAACAGUUUGGGCGAUAUGAUUCCUCGAGGCAAAGCUCAGCCCUGCAAUCUCGCUCUUCUUCCCCCUCACGUGGAAAUUUUCAAAUGAGACGCAGUGAAUCCAGCAGCCUUCUAAGCGGGCAAAACUUUGACAGUGGAGGAUGGCCUCAAGGGACAACACCAGGAUUGAGAAGCUCCUUGCAGAGCACACAGGGGAGACGCUUUGAAUCAGGGACUCUACCAAGAAACUUCAAAUCGUUGGCUGGUCCAGUCAAAACCCAAACCAGUGCAAUUUCUGAUUUUAGGGGUGCUUUACGAAAAACUGAAGUGAACAGUUCUUCAGGUGGACGAAGUGCUGACAUCAGAAGUUCAUCUCCCCCAAGGAGCGAUCGUAGCUCUUCAGCCCCGAUGUCUAGUUUAUCACAAGGACUUGGCAGCAGCAGUCGUACUUCCUCUCCAUCUAGGAGAUCUUCAGACCGUGUGAGCGACAGUCGCACUUCCUCACUGCCGAGUAGAAAUUUUAGCGCAUUUAGUCGAAACUUCCUUCGUAAAUCUGAAUCAGUUAUGUCUCUAAAUGAACAUAGUCAUCAUGGACGCUGUGGAUCCCCGGUAAGAGAGGGCUAUGGCAUCGAAAGCCAGGCUCAACUGCGUAACCAAUUAACUAGAAAUGAACAAGAACAAUGUGAAGACCUUGAUGUGUCUCCAUCUAGACAAGGAUUUGACAGAAUGAGACCAUCCAUACUUCGCAAAACCGAGUCAAGCACAGCCAGCAACAGUCAAAGUUGGAACAGCCAUUACUCUUCUCCUGGAAAGAGAGGUCAUGAAUCUGUUAAUCAGCAUCAGUAUGGGGAAAGGGACCUCAGUGUUCGUUCAUCAAAUGAUCGUGGUUAUGAAAAACGUAGCUCAUCACCAUCAAGGAUAAGCAAUGAAGCUCCUUCUCAGUCACUGCUACACAAGUCUGAAAUAAACAGUGCUGUAAGAAGCCACAGCAGCUCCAGCUACUCGACUUUAAGGAAGACCUAUAAUGCCCCUGACCACCAUUCACAUCAAAUGACAAAAACUGGUAUCACCCUCAACAACAAGAAUCAGAACACAAGCUUCUCUCCUUCUCGAAAAGGCAACAGUGAUCCACCAGGUUACUCCGUCCUCAGAAGUGCUACCAAUGGAGACUCUGCUCAUUCCUUUCAGAGAAAGAUCACUGCCAGUGAAACUAAAGCUGACUCUGAUCGCUCACCAAACUCGUGGAGGGGAUCUGCUCAUUCCCCGCGCAGCUCCUCACCAUCUCGACCCAUCCCUAGAAAAACUGUAAAUAGCAACAGCACUGCUUACGUCCCUUUGGAGAUGACCAGAACUUCUGGCAGCAUCAGAUCUGCACAUGGUAGACACGAGGAUCACUGUCCCCCUUCAAAAGAUAAGAGGUCCUCAUAUCGUGCACAAAGUCACUCUCCUUCACCCCAGAUUGAUAGGAAGUCAUAUCAACGUCCAAGAAGUCCCUCUCCUUCACCUCAGAUUGAUAGGAGGUCAUAUCAACGUCCAAGAAGUCCCUCUCCUUCACCUCAGAUUGAUAGGAGGUCAUAUCAACGUGCAAGAAAUCCCUCUCCUUCACCACAGAUUGAUAGGAGGUCAACUCAACGUCCAAGAAGUCCCUCUCCUUCACCACAGAUUGAUAGGAGGUCAACUCAACGUCCAAGAAGUCCCUCUCCUUCACCUCAGAUUGAUAGGAGGUCAACUCAACAUCCAAGAAGUCCCUCUCCUUCACCUCAGAUUGAUAGGUCAUAUCAACAUGCAAGAAAUCCCUCUCCUUCACCACAGAUUGACAAGAGGUCAUCUCACCGUGCAAAAAGUUCCCCUCCCUCACCUCAGAUCGAUAAGAGGUCAUCUCACCGUGCAAGAAGUCGACCUCCUUCACCUCAGCUCAGCAAGAUGCCCUCGCAUCAUAUCCAAAGUCCCUCUCCUCCACCCCAGAUGGACAAGAAGCCCUCCCAUCGUGCACGGAGCCCCUCUCCUCCACCUCAGAUUUAUAUCCAGAGCCACACCUCUUCGCAGAGUUCCAUGGAGUCAUCAGAAUCGAGCCGGAUCUCAGUGGGAUCAACAGGACGGAACAAGGAGGAGUACGCCAUGUUGGCCGACCUGCCAAAAGUCAAAAAGAUCCAUCAGAAGGAGGAGCCAGGCCACACGGGGCGUCCACAGAACAGUCAGCCUGUUCGGAGGCAGGAGCUCUUUAAACCUGCCAGUCACUCCCUGAGCAGGCAUCCCUCAACGGAGUGGGACGAUACAUUGGACACAGACAGAGAAUGGCACUAUGGGGGCAGUGGGUAUCUGUCUCGAGCUCAGUCCACUACCUCGUUACAGAGGUCUGGCAGUCCCACGGCAGACGAGGGCAGUUCUUGGAAAAGUAAUCGGCACAGAUCAGAAAUGCAGCCGGACCUCUUAAAUUUCAAAAAGGGCUGGAUGUCMAAGCUAGACGACAGCGGGGAGUGGAAGAAACACUGGUUUGUUCUGACUGACGCCGGGCUCAAGUAUUACAGGGACUCAACAGCAGAGGAGAAAGAUGACUUGGACGGAGAGAUUGACCUAAAAUCCUGUGUGAAGGUUUCAGAGUUUGACGUGGAGAAGAACUAUGGGUUUCAGAUACAGACGCGGGAGGCUGUAUUCACGCUGUCUGCCAUGACAGCUGGGAUCAGGCGGAACUGGAUUGAGGUUUUAAAGAAGUGCAUCAGACCCAGCAGCUCUCCAGACCUCACCCAGUUACCUGACAAUAACAGCGAUAAAGAAAAUUCCCAUGCACGCCUUUUGUCGUCUUCCCGCCUCCACUCCUUACGUCGCAGCGACUCUCAGUCCGAAGUCUCGACCUCCAGCCCUGUGACGAAGCACAGGUUUGACUACGUGGAACUGUCCCCUGUCCCCGUCUCCUCCGGUUCUCUCCCAGCCGGUCAGAGGGAAGCKGGAGAAGGACAGGGGCGAGAGCACAUCCAGUGGCAGGAGGAGAGGAACACCAGCAGCCAAUGGGAGGCCAUUUUGUCRAGGGAGGGCACUGGCGUUGGAUCGAACCAGAAGCUGCACGUAGAGGAUGAAAUUGAGAAAAAGUGGGCGGAGUUUGAACGAAUGCCAUUCAAAGAUGUGAGCUCUUUACCUCUGACAGGAUCGCGGUCUUCUAGCCAGUCAGCCAACGAGGCGCUGCAGAGGGAGGUGGCGUCACUGAGGCAACAGGUAGAGCGACUACAACAUGGAGGACGGGGAGGGGGAGGAAGAGCGCGGGGUGUUUGCGGUCCCGAAGCCCCCUGCAGCCGCAGCCUGGCAGCCAUGGAGCGCGCUCACAAACAGGCGCUGGAGGAACUGCAGAGGCAGCAYGASCGCCAGAUGAGGGAGCUGGAGAGGGAGAGGGACAGGCUGCUGCUGGAGGAGACUCAGGACACGACACGAGUGAUGGAGGCUCUGAAGAAAAAACACAAGGAGGAGCUGGAGAGGGAGGUGGAGAAAGUGAAGAGGCUGAGCAGCGGGAAGUUUGAUUCGCACACUUUAAGAUCUCAACAGCAGGAAGAAACUCAGUCCCUGCAGAGGGAGCUUGCCGGUCUGUCUGAACGCUACUCCCAGAAGUGUCUGGAGCUGAACCGAGCCGAGCAGGCAAACGCCGAGAGAGAACGGGAAAUCAGCCGAAAGGAGAGGGACAUGGAGCAGCUGAGGAAAGAGAACUUGGAUUUAAAGGCCCGUUUGACAGAGGAGAUGACUCAAACCCGAUCUCCAGGCACAGAUCUGAGCUCAGAGAACCACAAAGGCAAGCUGCCCUGUGAAUUCGAGGUUCUCCUCAGAAUGAAAGAGAAUGAGAUCGAGUAUUUACACAAAGAGAUCAGCUGUCUAAGGAACGAGCUACAGUUUCUCAACAUGGAAAAGCAGCUGGCCUGUGAGCGAUACGCAGCGGUGCACAGCGAGCUGAACGGGAUGAAGGGCCGAACGGAGCGGGAGAUUCAGAGCCUGAAGGAGCACCUGAGGCUGGCCAUGGCUGCUCUGCAGGAGGGACAGAAACUGGGCAACAGCCUGGACCAUUGACAAGCUGUUGCUGGUACUAAUGCUGUGAGACGGGGGGAUGAGUGUCGCCGAAAUACAGGCUAAGACAUUUGAAGAGACUUUUUGUUUCUCUCUUUUUAUACUUGACUCUUCAGUUGCUGUGGUGACUGAGUCAAAGAGAUAUUUGUACAAAACUUGUACUGUUGUUUCAGGAUCUUAAUGACUUGGCUUUCAGUAAAUCUGCCAAUGAGAAGCCAUAGGUUUAAUUACACUGGGCCUUAUGUGAUAUAUUAAAGUGCACUUUUUCCUUUUUGUUWUUGCUUUUUUGGGAGCGCAAGUUAGUAUGGAUACACAUUUGGUCUUAAAACUGGAACAUGUUUAGAUUUUUGUUGUAGAUAAAGACUGUCUCAACUUUUUAUAUAUCUGCUGUUAUCAGCUUUCCGUUUUAAGUUUUGCCUACUUCAGGAAAAUGUCACACGUCUUAAUUGGAAGCUUAAUAUUUACUGUAGCUGUUUUUCUGCAAACUUUAUUAAACCUUGUUGUUUUGUUUAUUAAAUAUGUGGAACAUACAUUGGGAGUCAAACAUGGCAAUACAGCACAAUGUGUAAAGCUGAGUGAAUGAGAAACAGAUUCAGACUUGUUGCUGGUGUUCUUGCUUGUUCAAGUUUCUGCAUCUUCAACACGUGGAUGAGAACUCCCAAGCUUCCUGUCUCUCCUGAUCCCUCAUUGGCAUUUUCUGUAUGUGCCAGCACCAUGACAAAUGACAGGUGUUGCAUCAAUGAGCCAAUUAUAUUUUUAUAAAUAUAUAUAUAUGCAUAUUUUUUACUGAUUGAAAGGUAUUGUGACAAAAUAAUUUAACAACCUACUUUUUAAAAAUAAUUUUCAUAUUUAAUGUAUUAUAGAGCCAGCAUGGUCUUUGUAAAUUAUACUCAUUUUUGCAAUCAAUAAAAUGACUUCAGCAGGAAAAAA
Messenger RNA from Austrofundulus limnaeus, 6359 nucleotides. RefSeq names its product TRIO and F-actin-binding protein. Lineage: Eukaryota; Metazoa; Chordata; Actinopteri; Cyprinodontiformes; Rivulidae. The transcript has 18 exons. Gene Ontology annotation, cellular component: actin cytoskeleton. Gene Ontology annotation, molecular function: actin filament binding. The coding region runs from base 411 to 5432 and encodes 1673 amino acids. The record is from RefSeq and is a predicted model, not a curated record. Gene Ontology annotation, biological process: positive regulation of substrate adhesion-dependent cell spreading.